CACUUUUUUUUUUCUUCACCAGUCUCUCUCUCUUCCUCGUUUUUUGUUUGGUGAGAAAACGAUGGCCGAUGGAUUUGGAUAUGGAGGUUCCUCUGGAGUACCGUACCCGUUUUGGCUCUCUUCUUCCCCGUCUCCACAUCCUCCUCCAGCUUCUACGCCGCCGUUUCUGACAAGAACUCCGGUUAAUGAUACCUAUGAUCCAACCCCACAAUUGUUUGAUCCGAUGAUUUAUCAUGGCUCUUAUCAACGAUCGCCUGCUGAUUGGUCGAAUAGCCCAACGUAUCGUGAAAAUUCUCGCUCUCAGACUCCUUCGUCAUCGUUUUACGCUGACACUAGUACUCGACCUGGAAAUUAUGGUACCAGGGUUGAAGAUUCUUCUUAUAAAGACAUGUUAUCAGCGAGUGGAUUUUACUCUUCUAGGGAAUCAACAUCUGAUUUUGUGUCACAUCCCACUGAGAGGCAACGUUUGAACUUGUUGCCUAGCUAUAAUAACUCAGCUACGUUAGUUCCUGUGUCUUCUUAUGCAGAUAUGCUAAUCCGAAUUCCUCAUCAGGAGCCAUUCUUUACUCCUAUCACGUCUUCUGGUGUUUACGCUUCUAGUGAUGAGAACCGUCCUGGAUCUUACUUUCCUGGCUCAGAUAGAAGACCUGAAACUAUGAAUCUUGUCCCUGGUUUUCGUGUGGAGCCUAACGGGUUUGUUACAGAUUGUAAUUCGUCUUUGUCAAUGUCGAAUUUGAAAACACAAGCUGUCUUUGAUGGAAGUCAGACAGGUAUUCAUGUAGGAGAUGGGAGAUCGUUCCCGAGCAACAGUGAUGUUUGUAGUCAUGCGCCUGAGGAUAUCACAGGAGCUCAGUCCAGCUUGCGUGGUUCUUCGAUUGAACCGGUUAACUUUGAUGUUUUGCUUGGAUAUGGUGAAGCUACUGGUCAUGUUAAGCCUUUGCCCGAUAAUCUUGAUAUAGUUGGCUCGCAAGGUUUGGGAAGUCCGCGAUCUUCCCACACGAUACUAUCUAAUAUCAAUUCCUCGAUGUCACUGAUUAAGGAUAAAGUGGAAGGUAGUGGUGUCUCCUCUCUUUAUCAGAGGCCUUAUACUUUGGUUGCUGACGGUGAGAAUGGUGUUUCUGAGAGCUCCUUGAAGAAUGCAAUUGAAGAUUUAAAUUGUGACGAGUCUCGUUCUUGGAGCCACUUCGUGGUGUCUUCUGAGGGACCUUCAGCUCCCACGAUGUUUUCUAUGGGAAGUGAGUCACGUGGUGCAAUGAAAGCGGAUAGUGAGAAUGCUCAAUCAGCUGUCAACUAUAAACCCCCUUUCGAAUGUAGUACUAAUCAACCUAGUGAAGCUGUUCCAGCCGACCAAAAGUCUUGUAAGCUCCAGGAACAAACAUUUGAUAUAAUGAGUAGAGAUAAGAAGACCAGGUUGUUGACAGAUCUAGGUCUCGAUUUGAGUAGUAGAUCUAUUGCAGAUGAUGUCUCAACUGGCCGAUCACCUGAAAGGCACUUAUGCGAUCGAGAAGAUUUCCCAUCUCCGACGUCUUCUCCAAGAGUUUCUUCCGUGGUUAAUGCCAUGCAUAGUCUGUCAGAAGUGCUUGUUUAUGAAUGCUUUAACAAUGGAAGCUGGCUGAAGCUGGAGCAACUUGAGAACCUUGAGAAAGUAGUAGAUAAUCUCACUAAGUGCUUGAAGAAAAUUACUGAUAAUAAGCCAACCGCAGGGGAAGCGUCAUUUCCAAAUCAAGCUGCGCAUGUUACCUGUCCCAACGUGGUUGACAUUCCUGAGGCUGCAAAGGGAGUUGUUAAAGGCUUUCAAGGGUUUAGUUUCAAGCCACUAGACAGCCUAGGCGUCAAAGAACCGGUGGAUAAGAAUGAGAUGACCCAGAGUAUUAAGAACAUACUUGCUUCCAACUUUCCUGAUGGUGAAGAAAACCACCCACAAACUCUCUUGUACAAGAAUCUCUGGCUCGAAACUGAAGCUGCCUUAUGUUCCACAACUUGCAUGGCUCGGUAUCAUCGGAUCAAGAACGAGAUUGGUAAUCUUAAAUUUAACGAUAAAGAGAUCUCUGCAGAUGCAGGAACCUUUAUGCAGGAACCUUCUCUUAACCCCCAGAAAUCGGUUCCCAUCAUGAACGCUGCAAAUGCAGAGCAGGAGACAACUGAAUCGAUCAUCGAACAUGGAAGCAAUUGUGGGAAAAAUGUAGUAACAAUGAGUCAUGAUGCCCCACAAAGCUCUAGAUUCAACUCAGACCCUGUGGAUGCGGUAUUAUCGCUUAUCUCCAGAAGCUUUGCGGGUGGUUUAGAACACACCAUUCAUGGAAACAUAAGGCCUGAUGAUGCUGCAGCCUCUGGGAAGAUACCGGAUGCGAUACAGCAGACAUCGCCUGCAUCUACUACAGAGAACAAACAUAAUGAUGUUAUAGACCGAUUUCAGAUUCUGAAGCAGCAGGAAACAGAGCGCAAACUCAAGUCUCAGAAGUUCCCAGAUUCAGACAUUGAUGUUAUGGACCGGUUUCAGAUUCUUAACCAGCAGGAAACAAAUCGCAAACUCAAGACUCAAAACUCCCCAGAGACAAUAAUGGGUGACCAGGAGGAGAAUCCAGAAGCUCCGGAGAUGGCUAAUAUUGGCAGAAGCAGUCAUGUGGGUGACGUUAUGAAUAGAUUCCAGAUACUGAAACGCCGGGAAGCUGAACAAGUGCAGAAAUCUCUCAACAGCUUAGAUAUGGAUCCAGAUUCAGAGAGUGACCAGCAACGAGUGCGUGAUCGUCUCUGGUCAGCUUCGAUGUUAACAGUACCUGCAAAUUCUCAGAUAGAGACAUGCGGCGUUGAUACAGAACCAUCUACAUCCGGAAAAGGCUACGAGAGUCCGGCCUCGGACUGGGAACAUGUCCUCAAGGAUGAUUGAGUAGUGGAACUUCCUUGGAUAAGAAGUUUCGAUCCUUCAAUGAAUCUUGUUUGUAUAAAUAAAAAGGAUUUGUAGAAUAAUAACAUGAACGCCAUUAUGAAAACGUCUGUUGUGUAUGAUAAGGGAAGAAGAAACUGCGUGGUGUGGUAUUGAUAAUUUUAAAUGGAUAGUCUAGUUUUCAUUUUUUUGUUU
Messenger RNA from Camelina sativa (false flax), 3079 nucleotides. RefSeq lists its product as uncharacterized. NCBI's taxonomy places the organism in Eukaryota, Viridiplantae, Streptophyta, Magnoliopsida, Brassicales, Brassicaceae. The record is from RefSeq and is a predicted model, not a curated record.